Messenger RNA from Cydia amplana, 474 nucleotides. RefSeq names its product ubiquinone biosynthesis monooxygenase COQ6, mitochondrial-like. Lineage: Eukaryota; Metazoa; Arthropoda; Insecta; Lepidoptera; Tortricidae. The transcript has 4 exons. The record is from RefSeq and is a predicted model, not a curated record. Gene Ontology annotation, biological process: ubiquinone biosynthetic process. Gene Ontology annotation, molecular function: oxidoreductase activity. Gene Ontology annotation, cellular component: mitochondrion. The coding region runs from base 1 to 474 and encodes 157 amino acids.
AUGGCUUGCGCUUUAGGAAAGAACUCAAUACUUUCUAAUUUAAAAGUGCUGUUACUGGAGGGUGGUCCCAGUCCAAGGUUUAAUCUAAAGCCUGAAUAUAGCAAUCGGGUAGUAGCGUUGAGUCCGAACACAAAGACUUUAAUGACCUCUCUUAAGGCCUGGAGACAUGUGGAGGAUAUGCGUCUGCAGCCUGUACGACAUAUGCAAGUAUGGGAUGCCUGCUCAGAUGCCCUCAUUACGUUCAGUAGUACAGAGAUCUUAGAUGACGAUGUGGCAUACAUAGUAGAAAAUGAUGUGUUACAACAUGCCGUAAACACUGAACUGGCGUCUCCUGGAGUAAAGAAUGUGGACAUAGUAUAUGGAGCCAAAAUCUCCGGGUAUGAGUUAGCGAAGAACAAUAAAAUGGAUAGCUUGGUGACUAUGGAGAAUGGAGAUUGUUAUUCCUGCAAAUUAUUGAGUUAUUUGCAUUUAUGA